AUGGGCGGACCAACCAUCAACUGGAAACCUGGAAGGAUUGACUGUGCAGAUGAUCAAAAGGUUCCUCAAAAUGGACGACUUCCAGUAGCAACGCUCAAUGCAGACCAUAUCAGAGAGGUAUUCCAGGUGAGACUAGGGUUCAACGAUCAGGAAACAGUUGCGUUGAUUGGAGGUGGCCAUAGUCUAGGAAGAACCCAUGCUAAAUACAGCGGUUUCAAUGGGAAGUGGACCGAUAAUCCAAUCAGGUUCGAUAAUGAAAUGUUUGCGGUUUUGCUAAACGAGGUCUGGACAACAACAGAGGUCCCUGAGACAGGCAGGAUUCAAUACAUGAAUGAGGACCGCGCUUUAAUGAUGCUCAACACCGACAUCGAGCUGUUGAAUGACCCGGAGUUUGUCCAAUGGGUCAGAAUCUAUGCGCAAGACCAACAGAAAUUCUUCGAUGAUUUUGCUCUGGCUUUCGGCAAGUUACUGGAACUGGGAGUCAACAGGGAUGAGGAUGGAGUAGCUAGAAACAAAGUUUAG
Kuraishia capsulata CBS 1993 is the source of this 522-nucleotide messenger RNA. RefSeq lists its product as uncharacterized. The record is from RefSeq and is a predicted model, not a curated record. NCBI's taxonomy places the organism in Eukaryota, Fungi, Ascomycota, Pichiomycetes, Pichiales, Pichiaceae. Gene Ontology annotation, molecular function: heme binding; peroxidase activity. Gene Ontology annotation, biological process: response to reactive oxygen species; hydrogen peroxide catabolic process; cellular response to oxidative stress. The transcript has a single exon. The coding region runs from base 1 to 522 and encodes 173 amino acids.